UCUCCUCCUUUUCUAAAAUCUCUGGUAGAUCUAUCUUGCGUCUUAUGUGCGCAAAGGCCCGACAAAUGUGUAAACUCUGAUUGGAAGAGCAAGACCGACAAAAGCCCCCACGGUAGCCAAUCAACGCACACACCAAACAAAUACACUCGAAUCAGAUUGGACCGUUGUCACUCUUGAGCUGCUGGCAAUGCUAAAAUAGUCGCAUUCUACGAAAGACCUUUGAAAUUGGAUCACAUAUCGGUACAUCACCACUAGCUUCCUUAAUUAACUCAAAGGUGAGUCAUGUCGUCGGUUUUCUCCAGCACGGACUCUGUGGGCGCCGAGCCCUCCGUCUGCCCCAACGCAGCCAAGCUCAGCAACGCACAAGCCAACGAAGUGGCUGCCAUUUUGAAAGGGGGGUCCAAGGUCAACGGAGAAGCCAUGUUGAACGGCCACAAGCUCUCCAUGAAUGGAUCUGCUCAAGUGAACGAGGACAGUGCUGGCCAUAAGGCUCAGAAUGGACGCGUGAACGGGAACGAGGGGGAGAACAAUCUAGAGAAGGCAGCCGCAGGCGUGGAGGAGAGGCAGUGGAUCCGUCCUGACUUGCCCAGCAAAUGCACUUGGAAACUGGGCGGGUCUUCCGUAGAGUCCCCUCACUGCCACUCUGAACUGACUGAAGCUCCCAGCAUUCUACCCAACAUCCUCGGGAAGAUCGGAGACACACCUCUGGUCCGCAUGAACAAGAUCCCCAAAGCCUUCGGCCUUAAGUGUGAACUCUUGGCCAAGUGUGAGUUCUUUAACGCAGGGGGCAGUGUGAAGGACCGUAUCAGUCUAAGGAUGGUGGAGGAUGCAGAGAGAGAUGGGAUCCUCAAACCAGGAGACACCAUCAUCGAGCCCACCUCUGGCAACACAGGUAUUGGUCUGGCCCUGGCCUCUGCAGUUAAAGGCUAUCGCUGCAUCAUCGUCAUGCCUGAGAAGAUGAGCAUGGAGAAGGUGGAUGUGCUUAGAGCCUUGGGGGCGGAGAUCGUGCGUACCCCAACCGCCGCCCGCUUUGAUUCGCCGGAAUCCCACGUGGGCGUGGCCUGGCGUCUGAAGAAUGAGAUUCCCAACUCUCAUAUCCUGGACCAGUACCGUAACCCUAGCAACCCCCUGGCCCACUACGACACCACUGCCGAGGAGAUCCUGGAGCAGUGUGAUGGUAAGGUGGACAUGUUGGUGGCAGGAGCUGGCACCGGUGGCACCAUCACUGGCAUCGCCCGCAAGCUGAAGGAGAGAUGCCCCAACAUCAAGAUCGUGGGUGUGGACCCUGAGGGUUCUAUACUGGCUGAGCCAGAGGAGCUGAACAAAACAGAUAAGACCCAGUACGAGGUGGAGGGCAUCGGAUACGACUUCAUCCCUACUGUACUAGACAGAUCUGUAGUUGACAGGUGGUAUAAGUCCAAUGACGAUGAGUCUUUUGCCAUGUCACGCAUGCUGAUCAGGGAGGAGGGGCUUCUCUGCGGAGGUAGUUCAGGUACGGCCAUGGCUGCAGCAGUUAGAAUGGCCACAGAGCUGAAGGAGGGCCAGCGCUGUGUCGUCAUCCUGCCUGACUCCAUCCGCAACUACAUGUCUAAGUUCCUGAGUGAUAACUGGAUGUGUGAUAAGGGCUUCCUAACCCCAGAAGACCUGAUGGUGUCCAAACCCUGGUGGUGGAACCUGAGUCUGCAGGGUCUAAACCUAUUUUCCCCCCUCACUGUGCUGCCUUCAGUCAACAUCAAGAAGACCAUCAAGAUCCUCAAGGAGAAGGCCUUCGACCAGGCACCCGUCGUUGACGAGUCCGGCGUGAUCCUAGGGAUGGUUACCCUGGGCAAUAUGUUGUCUUCAGUACUGGCUGGGAAGGUCAAGGCCUCUGACCCUGUCGCCAAGGUGCUUUACAAACAAUUCAAACAGGUGCGAUUGACAGAUAACCUGGGUAAGCUGUCCCGUAUCCUGGAGACAGAUCACUUUGCCCUGGUGGUGCAUGAGCAGAUCCAAUACAUGGAAGAUGGCUCGCCCUGUCUUAGACAGAUGGUAUUCGGGGUGGUGACCGCCAUUGACAUGCUUAAUUACAUCACCACGCGCGAGCGGCAGGGAAGCACACGCGAGCGCACGCUGUCAGAGUGCUCAAUAACGUCAGAGUGCUCGCUGACCGACUAGCUGUGACCACUUCCUGUUUCCUGUGGAGAGGAGGAAGUGACCGCCCACCUGACACCCUCUAAGUAACGACAAUGACAAUGAAGAAGAUGAUGAAGAUGAUGUAGAAAUUUAGAAGUGGUGGGGGUUAUGGUUUAGUCUUAAAAUAAGUCAAUAUUAAUUUCCUCCCUUUUGACUACAUUGAUUUUGUUAUGUCUGUGAUGAUAAUAAUUAUUCACUGUAGAUUAUACUGCGAUUGAAGCAGCUUAGCUGGUUUCAGAUACAUGGUUUUCCUCUAACUUUAAGGUAUGGAAAUUGCAUGUAACAAACAGUGUGCAACUAGACUGCCUUGCCUCUUCAUUAUUGAAAGUCUUUUACUUUUUUUAUCUCCUUAAAAAUAAUAGUGUUCC
This is a messenger RNA of Oncorhynchus mykiss (rainbow trout), 2540 nucleotides long. RefSeq names its product cystathionine beta-synthase. Gene Ontology annotation, molecular function: cystathionine beta-synthase activity. Gene Ontology annotation, cellular component: cytoplasm. NCBI's taxonomy places the organism in Eukaryota, Metazoa, Chordata, Actinopteri, Salmoniformes, Salmonidae. The record is from RefSeq and is a predicted model, not a curated record.